GUUCAAAUAAUUCAGUACAACACCAGAUUUAGCACAAUCAUAAUACAACAAAAUGUAUAAACUACUAAUUUCAUUUGCACUAGUGGCAGCGGCUUUCUCGCUCCCAUACCCACUAGUAGAAGACGAAGAUGGCGAGCAGUACCAUUUAGUGCCAUUAAGCAGAGUGAGAAGGCAACAACAAACGGACUACCGACUAGACUCCAAGGGCAAUCUCUUCCUAGGGCACAAAGGUACGAUCCUGGACAACGACAAUCAUCGUCUUAAUGGAGAAGGGUAUUUGGUUAAAAACGUGAAAGGGCAUGGUCUAAGUCCCGAUGCCCAUGGUGGUGCCCUGGACUACCUCAACAAACCCACAGGACUAACUGCGGGGUUGUCGGCUGACCAUAUGAGGCAUAUGGGUACCAAGGUGGGUGCCACUGCGGGAUGGAACUUCAUUCAAACGAAAGAUGCCCAAGUGGGGAUUUCUGGAAGGUACGAUCGAAUAUCGGGAGGUCCAGGACCUAGCAGGCAAGACUACGGAGUGUUUUUGGGGGGACGACUUGAUUUUUAGAUAGUUGCUUUAGUUUGUUACUUUAUUAAUUAUAGAACUACGCUUUUAA
Messenger RNA from Anthonomus grandis grandis, 599 nucleotides. RefSeq lists its product as uncharacterized. The record is from RefSeq and is a predicted model, not a curated record. Bases 53 to 550 code for a protein of 165 amino acids. Gene Ontology annotation, biological process: defense response to bacterium. NCBI's taxonomy places the organism in Eukaryota, Metazoa, Arthropoda, Insecta, Coleoptera, Curculionidae. Gene Ontology annotation, cellular component: extracellular region. The transcript has a single exon.